This is a messenger RNA of Pogoniulus pusillus (Red-fronted tinkerbird), 1266 nucleotides long. RefSeq names its product coagulation factor VIII associated 1 (gene F8A1). Gene Ontology annotation, biological process: vesicle cytoskeletal trafficking. Gene Ontology annotation, cellular component: early endosome. Gene Ontology annotation, molecular function: protein binding. Lineage: Eukaryota; Metazoa; Chordata; Aves; Piciformes; Lybiidae. The record is from RefSeq and is a predicted model, not a curated record. The coding region runs from base 67 to 1128 and encodes 353 amino acids. The transcript has a single exon.
UGACUCUGGGCGGGGCCCGGUCGGUCGGCGGCACGCGGGGCGGCGCGGAGCUCCGAGCGGUGCGCGAUGCUGGCGGCUGCGGGCGGCUCGGGCUCCGGCGCGGCGGGUGGCGCCGGGCCGGGCGUCGGUGGGGACGGGGACUUCCUAUCGCGGUACCGGCUGGUGUCGGCUAAACUGCGGAGGCGGUUCUUGCGGAAGCCGAACGUUGCCGAGGCGGCAGAGCAGUUCGCGGCGCUGGCGCGGGAGCUGCGUGCCCAGGAGAGCCUGCCUUACGCGGCAUGGUGCCAGCUAGCCGUAGCGCGUUGCGCCCAGAGCCUUUUCCACGGGCCCGCCGAGGCGGCCGCUCUGGCCGAGGCGGCACGGCUCUUCCUGCGGCAGGAGCGGGACCUGCGGCAGCGCCUAGGGCUGCGUGGCGGCUUCGGCGAACAUGUUGCAGCGGCGCAGAGCUGCGGGGCCUUCGCGGCCCGCUUGCACCUGGAACGGGGGCAGCCGGCGAUGGCGGCUGGGCUGUGCCUGGAGCUGGCGGCGGCGCUGCGCGACACGGGACAGCCUGCCCGCGCCGCCGCUCCUCUGCAGCGGGCGGCCGAGCUGCUGACGGCGGCGCGGCUUCCCUUGGAGGCCCUGCGUUGCUUGGCUGAACGCGCCUCUUGUUUGCUCUUGGGCCGCGACUACGCCGGCGCGCUGGCGGCGCUGACGCGGGCACAGGCCCUGGCCGGAGCCGGCCUGGGUGCUGGCGGUGUACCCUGUGGUGCGUGCCUGGACUUGCUGGCACGCUGCGAGGUGUCUCGGGUGCUGCUACUGCUCCUCUUGCAGCCUCCUCCCGCAAAACUUCUGCCCGAACACGCCCGGACGCUGGAACAGUACUGCUGGGAGGCGUCCGAAGACAGCCCGGGGCCAGGGCUUGGCGGUGGUCCCGGGGCCAGCGGAGGGCUGCCACCGGCAGCGAGCUAUCUACCGGCCGAGCUUUUCCUGUUGCUGCAGUCGGCCGUGCUGGCGUGCCAGGAGAAGGACGCGGAGGCGCUGAAGGCCCUGCAGGCCGAGCUGUGGCCGCUGCUGACCGCCGAACAGAACCAUCUGCUGCAUCUGGUGCUGCAGGAGAUGCUGAGCCCCGCCGGGCAGGGACUCUGAGCGGCGGCAAGGCCGGGGUUGAGCUGGGUACUAAGGCCACAGUCUCUGUUGGCCUAUCCUCUAUGUCCUUAUUUAUUUUUAAUACGAAUUCUGUAACAGAAGCAAAUAUUAGAGUGAAUGUGUUCAUCUCCUCCUUUA